Molecule: messenger RNA, 1653 nt
Organism: Danaus chrysippus (African queen)
Lineage: Eukaryota; Metazoa; Arthropoda; Insecta; Lepidoptera; Nymphalidae
Source: the annotation of a GenBank genome assembly
AUGUUGCCGAAGUUUAAAUAUGAUAAUGAAUUAGUGCCUAAAGCGGAUUACGCCAUGAACCAAAUACCGAGCUAUCACACGACGCAUGCGCAGUACGCGCAGUGGCCGACAUGGGACCAUACCCGGCUGCAGGGGACCUGGGACAACAGGUUCCUGGACAUGAAGAACAAUGAUAAAAAUUACUUGGAGAAAUUCCAGGGAUUUAAUUUACCUCAGUUGGAUCAAAUGCAAAAAAUCACCACAGAAACUCCAUCCGAAGUACGACCACAAUCUAGCUUACGGGGCUCUAUCCAGCGGCCUGUACGCCACCACGGGUUUUACCGCAUUUCAAAGAGACCAAGGCACCGACCUCCAAAGCCUCGGACUGCAAUCAGAAGAACGACUGCAAGCCGACCAAGCAGUCCAAGACCACCACCGGCUGUCAAACACAGUGUGACAAGAAGUCCCCAGUCACACACCAACGACACGCACAUGAAGCAGAUGAUGCAGCGGCAAGUGAACAAACAACAGGAGGUGGCGACCAGCUGCGCAGACUUUAGACAGCAGAGUCCGCAGCUGCUGACGUCACCGGGCUGCAAGACGCCCUUCAACCAAAACGGGCCCUGCGACAAGGACAUAGACAAGAAAGGCCGUCAGAAGAAAGAUGAGUCGCCCAAAGACACGAGUAAAGAAGAGAUGUGCGAGGCCGUCAGCCCCGCUCUACAGUCUAUGGGAGUAUAUACUCCAGACUCAACGAGUAAUUCGGUUCAUUCAGUGCAGUACCCCGCGUGCGAGCUGGACGUGAGUCAGCUGGGCCUGGAAUCGCCAACCAGCAUCAACUCGGACCUAGCGUCUCCUUGCUCCAUGAUGCACAUGCACCCCGCGCCUAGCCCGCAGUACCCUCACUCCUCAAUACACAUACCGUCCAUCAUGAGCCAGCCCAACCAACCGCCUAAGCAACAGAAGAUCAACAACAGGAACAGGAGUACGGGCAGUGCGGGCGCGACCUCCAGUGACAAGAGCGCUCGUGGGUCCGGCACGCCGCCCGCGAGACACCGCGCCACGCCGCCGCACGCGCCGCACGCACCACACGCACCGCACGCACCCGUCUCACACGGCGGUAGUGUGAUGCAGGGCGGCGGGUACCAGGGCGGCUACCUAUCGUUCCAGCAGCAGCAGCAGUACCACGCGGGCUGGCCGCCGUCCUGCUCGCUCGCCAAGCUGCAGCAAAUGGCCGACGCUCCGCAGCACCCGCCGCACACGCCGCCCGCUACGGCACAGUAUGGUCAGCAGGCUGGGACGCCGCCGGCCGGUCAUUACCACGCGCCGAAAUACUACCCGCCCGCUCACAACCAGAUAGAGUCGCCUAGGAACACACGGAACGCACCCAGUAACCUAAGUCCCAUGCAGCAUGUUCAAAUGGGUCCAGGAUCUCGAAUGUCUCCAAAUCUGAACACACACAUCAUCAGCCAGUAUGGGUUAAACGGGUACCGGGUUCCCCCACAGCAACAGUUCAACAACCUGCCCGUACAAAUGAUGAACGUGCAACCCGGCGUGCAAUACCCCGGGCCAGAUCCUCGCGCGCAACAACCUAACGUGUACGCGUACGCGGGUUACAUUAACCCACCACCGCCUCUCACGAUGCAAACAUUGAACUCGACUAUGCGUCGGUAG